Messenger RNA from Rhizophagus irregularis DAOM 181602=DAOM 197198, 2095 nucleotides. RefSeq lists its product as uncharacterized. NCBI's taxonomy places the organism in Eukaryota, Fungi, Glomeromycota, Glomeromycetes, Glomerales, Glomeraceae. The record is from RefSeq and is a predicted model, not a curated record.
UUACCUUUGAGGCUUUGAUUGACAUAAUUCCAUAUUACGCCUAAUGUUACACGACACAAACUGUAUAACUAUAUCGUCAUAUAAGUUUAUCCAGUUGACCAUUGUUAUACACAUUUUCUCUUCGACUUGCAAAAUGUCAUGCUCAAAAAUAUUUUCAGGAGAUUUACCUGAAUUAACAUACGAAGUCAUAAAAUAUUUUAAGACCGAUUUUUCAACUUUACAUUCAUGUAUUCUAGUCAACAGAUUAUGGUGUCGUUUAGCGAUUCCAUUAUUAUGGGAAAAUCCUUUUUCAAUUUCUACCGGAAAUUAUAACUUUAUCGAAAUUUACUUAGAUAAUUUAAACAGUGAUUCAAAAACAAAAUUAAGUGAAUAUAAAAUUAAUGAUUAUUUAUCACCUUCGAAUACACUUUUCAAUUAUUCUAAAUUUAUAAAAUAUUUAAAUACAGUGGAAUUGAUUUUUUCUGUUGAUAAGUGGUCUUUUAAAACUUUGAAAUUCGGAAUCAGCCAUUCUAAUUUUAUCAGAAUGUCACUAUUUAAAAUAUUUAUAGAAAAUGAAAUAGAAUUACAUAACCUUGACAUUGAGAUCUUCAGUUAUUAUAGUUAUCUUGAUAUUCUUGAGUUAAUUUUACAAAAUACAAAUUUCAUUCAGAAUAUUAAAAAUCUAAACUUAUAUAUUAAUAAUCAUAAUGAAGACAUGGUAAUUAAAGAUCAUAUGAUACAAAUAGUUAAUUUACAACAAAAUCUUAAAAAAAUCUUAUUAGAUAAUAGUAAUUUCUCUUUGUAUCAAUCAUUAUUGUUAUCAGGUAAUUCUAAUUGCUCAAAUACUUUAAAUACCAUCAUAUUUUAUUACAUUGAUUUUAAAUAUAUAACCAAUUUAGAUAAAAUCUUUGAUCAAUUAAAUGUUUUAGAAUCUAUUCAUCUUGCUUAUUGUUCUUCCUUAAAUUCUAUUUUUACUCAACAUUCAAUUAGACCAUUUAAAUUAAAAUCUUUAUUUUUAAAAUGGGGACAACAAUAUGAUGAAUCAUUAGAAUUAUUAUUACAAAAAUCUGGUGAUUAUUUAGAGAAUUUUUGUAGAUAUGGUUAUGAUUUUUUAUCUAAACGAUAUUUAUUUGAUAUUAUAGAAUAUUGUAAAAAUAUCAAAUUUCUUGAUUUACAUGAAAUUGAUAACCAGAUCAUUUAUCCAAUAUUAAAUUUAGUUGAAAAUGUAAAACAAAAUCUUAAUUAUCUUUCAAUCAAUAUUAGUAUUGAUAAUAUUAAAUGUAGUUCAAUCAUGUUACAAAAUUUGGGACAAAUCCUUCCUUCUAAAUUAGAAUAUUUAAAUUUGUGCAUUCCCAUCAAAGCAAAUGAUUUUGAAGUAUUUCUAAAAAAUGUUCAAGAUACUUUUAUUAAGAAAUUGGUGAUCAAAAAUUUACAAAAUCAAGAUAUUUUACCCUACAUAAAAAAAUAUUUUAUGAAAAGGCAAAAAAUUAAAUAUUUAUCUAUUAUGACUUAUGAAUGGACGGAUUUGUUUAAUUUGGAAGAUGAAGUGAAGGAAUUUAAGUUACAUGAUAUUAAAGUUCGAAGACAUCAUGAUUUAUUUAUUGACACUUAUAGUCAGCUUACAAAAAACAUCUAAAAUCUAAACGAUUGAUCAAAUGGUUUCAUUAGAUUUUGUUUAUUUAUUAGUGAUUAUUAAGAAAUCAUUAUUAUUCACAAUUUUAUCAUGUAUUAAAUAAAGUGAAUCAUUCUAAACUGGGUGAUGCAAAUGAGUAAAUCAUAAAUUAUACAAGAAAAAUCUAAGUAUUAUAGUAAUAUCAACAUAGAAUUAUUAAAGUCAAGUAUAAAAUUUUUAACUAGAAUUCAGAGUAGUUAAUCUUCAAACAUCUGUACCUAAAGAGAUUAUAUUGUACCAGUGCAUGAUGAUAUUAACAUUAUUAACACAGUUUUUUAAAUUUAUAUAUUUUUUUAAAUUAUAAAUAAUGUUAAAUUUACUUAUACUUUAAAAUUUUUGAAAUUAUAUAUAUAUAUUAUUGAAUAAAAUUAACAACUGUUUAAGAAUCUUUUUUUUAUUUAUUAUAAAAAAUACGCUCCAUUCAUGUCCAAAUUAACAUUAGGA